AUGGCCGGACUGUAUCCGAGGAUCUCGAACUACACCGAGUACACCGGGUUUGGUGUCGCGUCGGUACUGUGUGGACUGGGGCUUCGUUGGCGUUUCAAUGCGUCUCGAUCGGUCUCAUACUUGAUGGGGACGCUAGCGUACUUACUCCCGGAGUGUGACAAGCUUCUUGCUGUCAACUCCUCGAACCUGGUGCUGGCUUUAAUUGCAAUGAGACUUUGGUACACGUGGGGGCGAUUAUGUGUCUUUGUUGUCCGAGUAUAUCGUAUCCGGCUACUGGUGUUAGAGGGGCGUGCUGUACACAAUGUAAACAAACUGGUGGCUUGCAUCGUGUUGCUGCUGGUGAUAGGCAAAUGCUCGUGCUGCAGAAUCCGUGGGAAAAUCACGGGACAUGUAACUUUCGAGGUGAUUUUCGAUACAAGCAGUGGCAAGUACGGCGGGCUGACUGGAAGCUGGGAUUUUGCCACUUCAUUCGGCUGCAACUGGAGCCUACAGAAGAAACGCUGUGGUAUCUGUUUGAUCGUCGCGCUGCUGGGGUAUUUCCGCGCGACCGAGAUAAUGAAGAUCUUGUGA
This is a messenger RNA of Phytophthora sojae, 570 nucleotides long. RefSeq lists its product as hypothetical. Bases 1 to 570 code for a protein of 189 amino acids. The record is from RefSeq and is a predicted model, not a curated record. NCBI's taxonomy places the organism in Eukaryota, Oomycota, Peronosporomycetes, Peronosporales, Peronosporaceae. The transcript is spliced from 2 exons.